UCACAGUCGACUACAAGCAAACGCUUAUGUCUUGAUUGUUUUUCUAAACCGAGCCAGGGAUGCGUCACACCGACAAUUACGCAAAUUGUAGACAAACCAAUCGUGCUUUGGGACUAAUAUUUAUUGGAAUUUGGGUUUGAAAAUGCAUUUCUAAGAUUUUUCAGGAACCCUGGGGCUUGUGUUUUGUCCCGAACCGAGCUGUGGGCUGGUCCGCUUCUGGAUAGCGGACAGACAUCAAGCUUGUGUUACGUGAUGACAUCAUCAUUACUGCCGGGGCAGCGAAUGAACGCUAUCAAAACGUUCAUGAAGUCUGGAAAUGUUUUGAAAUAUGGCCUCAUCAUUGUCACCCUGUUUGGCCUCAUCUUCCUGUUGAACAACAUUACCAAUGGGGAGAACUGGAAGUACCACACAAUGUCAGCACUGUACAAGUUCCAGAGCCGGAUCCAGUCACUCACUUAUAGAAGCCUCCCAACAUUUCACCACAAUCACAGCUUCUGUUCACAUCUGGGUCAGCCGCCGUCAUUGAUAGAAGAGCUGGAGGAGCGGGACUUGUUGGACCUCAUUGCCGGGCCCCAGCAGCCAUCUGGCUCUACAAUACCCACCCUCUGUCAGACAAGUGACCCGGCCCACAGCCUGUUUACAAUCAUCCCCUCCAAAAACAACCAGCGUUGGUACGUGGGUGACCAGCUGGAGGCGCUGGUCCACCUGCACGACUUCAAGGGCCGACCCAAGCGAUACGGUGGCGAUUUGCUGUUGGCCCGGUUGCACUCCCCGAAAUACAAAGCGGGUGUGGCUGGCCAAGUACUGGACCACAACAACGGACUUUAUACCGCUCGAUUCCCGCUGCUGUGGGAGGGCAGGGCUCAGGUUGAGGUCACGAUGGUGCAUUCGAGCGAGGCCGUCGCCGUGCUGCGGCGACUGAGGGAGCAACGGCCCGAUCGAGUAUUCUUCGUCAGCCUCUUUCGCCACGACCUUCUUUCUGAGAGCACAGUUUGCAACAUGUGCCUGCCGCAGGACCAGGGGGAGUUGUGCAACUACACGGACCCUUACUCCGGCGAGCCGUGGUAUUGUUACAAGCCUAAAAUGCUCAGCUGCGAUGCCCGAAUCAAUCAUGCCAAGGGAGGCUACCUCAAAAACAUCAUCACCAAUAAGGAAGCUUUGCUCUUCCAGAGUGGGGUCAAUGUCAAAGUUCCCAUCCACGCUUCCACAACGGACACCAUCGUCGUGAUGCCUUCGAGGAAAGAAAAUGACAGGCAAAAACCAGAUCCGGUGAAGCUGCCGACUUCUGGGUACUACUACCAGGACUCGUGGAGGCCAUUGGGUGGUGUCAAUAUGCGGCAGUUUGACAGAAGUUCUGAUAUCACUAAGUGUUUGACCAACAAGAUGGUUUACAUGUACGGCGACUCCACUGUGCGCCAGUGGUUCGAGUACCUCCUCAGUGUGCUUCCAGAGAUGAAAGAAUUCGAGCUGCAGAGUCCAAAAAAGGUGGGACCCUUAAUGGCAGUGGACAGCACCCACAACAUUCUGCUCGAGUACCGCUGCCACGGGCCACCCAUCCGCUUCUCCACCGUCAUGACCAGCGAGUUGCGGUACAUCGCCAACGAGCUGGACGGCCUGACCGGCGGUCCCGACACGGUGGUGGCGCUCAGCGUCUGGUCUCACUUCAGUACCUUCCCCGUGGAGGUGUACAUACGCCGCCUGCGGCAUAUUCGCAAGGCGGUAGUCCGACUCCUGGACCGGGCGCCGGGGACGGUGGUGGUGAUCCGCACAGCCAACCCUCAGGCUCUGGAGCGAGACGUCAGCCUGUACAACAGCGACUGGUUUUCGCUGCAGCUGGACACGGUGCUGCGCGCCAUGUUCGAAGGUCUCGACGUUUGGCUGGUGGACGCUUGGCAGAUGUGCGUCGCGCACCACCAACCUCACAACCUGCACCCCCCUAGGUCCAUUGUCAAAAACAUGGUAGACAUGAUGUUGUCCUACGUCUGUCGAGAUGGAACCAGAAAUAUUGUGUGAUUUUCAGAACCGUGUGAACGAGUAUCGGGCCUCACUGAAAAGACUUCAAAACAAGAUAGACAGUUGUAAUUGAAGGAGACGUGGGGACAACGGUAUAGAAAAUGGAUGGAUGGAUUUCCUCCUCUUUUUAACUUCAUAAAGGGAGCAGAAUGUAUUGGACAUAUUUGUCUUUGCAGAAGAAUGACUUGAAUUACAUUACAUACGUAUUAAAGUUACAAAGUUUGCCAUACAGUAAUUUCAAAUCAGAGAACGUAGUAGUAUUGCUGUAAUAAAUAUCCCAGCAACAUCCUGCAGAAAAAACAAGUUCAAAUUUGUGCCAUAUCUCUUUGAAAUGUGGGCAGUAUUUAUGGGGUCACAAUCGAAAAACAGACUGCCGGCUCACGUGACAAACGGACUUUUCUUUCUCAUGUUUUGCUAUUUUCUUCUUUUUUCUUACUUGUGAUGGAAGCGUCCGCCCCAUCCUAGGGCAAAAAAACAAUGUCAGUCUUGUUCGGUUUGUUGCACUGAAUGGAACUUGAAUAUGUCUAGUCACUAGCCAGUUGAGUAUAUAUGUGGAAUCCAAACACUGGAGAAGCCAUUCUUUGCCACGUGCUGCCUCAUUCUCAUCAGACUGAACGCUGCUGAUUGCACAAACUGCUUCACACCACUAUGUGACUUUUCCUCGCCCCCGUUUUUAACACUUCAGCCUUUGCUUUUUUUGGUCUGUAUUCAAGCCGUCUCAGUUCUUUGUUUACAAAUAACAGUGAGCCAUUCAAGGAACACUUUCCAGACUUGAAAUUAACGCAACAUAUAAAUAAUAUAAAAACUUUUUUUUUUAAAUAAUUCUGCUUUUCCCACAUGCUGCAUAUCCACUUAAAUUUAGUCCAAGAACUUUUUCAAAAUACAUUAGUACAGAAAAAGGGUCGCUGUCCCGUACGUUUUGAACGUCUCCCUCCUCCAACGCCCCUGAUUCAAAUGAUCAACUCUAAAGAAGCCUGAUAACGAUCCUGAUCAUUUAAUCCGGUGUGUCAGAGGGAGACAUUGAAAACAUGCAGGACAGCGCCCCCCAACAACCGGUUUUGAACACCCGUGGCAGAAGCUAUGGAAUUCCUUAGACAGUUGCUUUCUUGUGAGGGGUGACCUAAACUAUGAAUAUAGUAUAUAAAAAAAAACAAAUAAAGAAUUUGGAUUGAUUGACU
This is a messenger RNA of Syngnathus acus (greater pipefish), 3191 nucleotides long. It is a transcript of the gene nxpe3, whose product is annotated as neurexophilin and PC-esterase domain family, member 3. The record is from RefSeq and is a predicted model, not a curated record. The transcript has 6 exons. Bases 253 to 2013 code for a protein of 586 amino acids. NCBI's taxonomy places the organism in Eukaryota, Metazoa, Chordata, Actinopteri, Syngnathiformes, Syngnathidae.